This is a messenger RNA of Acanthoscelides obtectus, 574 nucleotides long. Lineage: Eukaryota; Metazoa; Arthropoda; Insecta; Coleoptera; Chrysomelidae. The record is from the annotation of a GenBank genome assembly.
AUGGACAGCUCAAGUGAGUUUUCCAGUGAAAGUGAUCCAUACCAUGACUCCGAUAAUUAUGAUAUGGACCCAGAUUAUGUAUUGGAAAGUGAGAGUGGCAACAAAAAUGGCAGAAAGUGUUUUAUUAAAUUAUUAAGUAAUGCCUAUUCUGUUACUGACCACGAUAAGGAACAAGAUGAAGAAAUAAAUAAAGCUAGUACGUCAGGUAUAAAUCAGACACCUAUCUCAAAGCAUGUUACUGCAGGCGACAACUCAAGCAGCUCAACUGAGGAAGAACAUUUUAAUUUGUCAUUCGGAUAUCCGCGUUCGGACACUUGUGCUACUUGUGACCUACUGAAAAUACAACUUGAUGCCGCUUCUACGGAUGAACUUAAGCAGCAACUAAAAGUUCAAAAAGAUGUUCAUCUUCGGAAAGCUCAAGCUUUAUACGACGAUUUGAAAGAAAAAACUGAAAUGGCACGAACUAACGAAACUGUGGAGACUAUUUGCUUCGAUUACCAGCAAAAUUUGCCUGUUCCGGUGUUGACUACAGAGGGAUAUAUUUUAUGCUAGGCAGAUUUGGGUAUAAAGCAGC